Messenger RNA from Hippocampus comes (tiger tail seahorse), 2350 nucleotides. It is a transcript of the gene rasgef1ba, whose product is annotated as RasGEF domain family, member 1Ba. Gene Ontology annotation, molecular function: guanyl-nucleotide exchange factor activity. Gene Ontology annotation, biological process: Ras protein signal transduction. Gene Ontology annotation, cellular component: plasma membrane. The record is from RefSeq and is a predicted model, not a curated record. Lineage: Eukaryota; Metazoa; Chordata; Actinopteri; Syngnathiformes; Syngnathidae. The transcript has 13 exons.
CACCUGAGCUCCUCCGACGAGAAGGGAAGCCGCCCUCCGUGGCCGUUGUACUUGCACGUCAAGAUGGAAAACGGUGAAGAUUCCGAGUUCAGCGAUGCCGGAUUCCAGGAGUCCCCGCAAGAGAGACAGCAGGACCUUGAUUUGGGAGCGACUGUCCUUCCUCCACCCGCUGGACGACAACAACAACAACAUGCCUCAGACACCGCACAGCGCCGGAGGCUACAACAAAAACUUUUACCAGGCCAAGGAGGAGCUCUAUUCUGGACUCUACUACCAUGACAACAACCUGGCAUCCGGAUCCUUGGAGGCCCUCAUACGGCACCUGCUGCCCACAGUCGACUAUUAUCCAGAUAGGACCUACAUCUUCACAUUCCUGCUGAGCUCUCGCCUCUUCAUCCAUCCGUACGAGCUCAUGUCCAAAGUGUGCCACCUGUGCGUGGAACAGCAACGACUCGGCGAUCCCCAAGCGGAGAAGAUACGCCUCAGGAAGAUCGCUCCAAAGAUCCUCCAGCUGUUGACGGAGUGGACGGAAACCUUCCCUUACGACUUCCGGGACGAUCGGAUGAUGCGCAGCCUGAAGGACCUCACGCAUCGGCUCUCCACUGGAGAUGAGAUUUACAGGAAGGCGGCGAGCCAGCUGAGCCAAGGUUUGAUCCGGAGGCUGACGGUCCUCAGCCAGUACGAGGAGGCCCUGGCCAAGAUCAACGCCACGGUGGCUGAGCGCCUCACCGUCCUCAAGGCCAAAGCCCACGUCCACAGGGACAUCCUGUCCAUCUGCAACGACCCCUUCACCCUGGCCCAGCAGCUGACCCACAUAGAACUGGAGAGACUCAGCUACAUCGGCCCCGAGGAGUUUGUCCAGGCGUUCGUCCAGAAAGAUCCGGUGGACAACGACAAGGGCCACUUCAGUGACCGCAAGAAGGCCGCCAACCUGGAGGCCUACGUGGACUGGUUCAACAGGCUCAGCUACCUGGUGGCGACGGAGAUCUGCAUGGGGUGUGUUGCUGCGCAUGGAAUUGGAUUCCUCCAGGUGUUUGACACGCUCUUGUGAUAUAUAUCUCUAUUUUUGUUUUUGUUCAUGCCAGCUGGGAUGAAUAUGAGUCCCGUGUCCCGCCUGAAGAAGACGUGGAGCAAAGUGAAGACGGCCAAGUUUGACAUCCUGGAGCACCAAAUGGAUCCUUCCGGAAACUUCUACAACUACAGGACGGCGCUGCGCGGCGCCACCCAGCGCUCCAUCACUGCCAACAGCAGCAGGGAGAAGAUGGUGAUCCCGUUCUUCAGCCUGCUCAUCAAGGACAUCUACUUCCUCAACGAAAGCUGCGCGAACCGACUGCACAACGGGCACAUCAACUUCCAGAAAUUGUGGGAGUUGGCCAAGCAAGUGAGCGAGUUCAUGAGCUGGAAGGCCGUCCAGUGUCCCUUCGACAAGGACCGCAAGAUUCUGCACUAUCUGCUCACCGCGCCCGUCUACAGCGAAGACGCGUUGUGUCUGGCGUCGUACGAGAGCGAAGGUCCCGACAACAACAUCGACAAGGACCGAUGGAAGUCGCUUCGAUCCACGCUGCUACAUCGAGCAUAAGCAUGAAGACGACCCGAGAUGUCAUCCCCCAAAAAGAAAGGAAGCAAAGUGUCCUCCGCAAAAGCCCCUCGAUGCGUUAGCGCGCAUGGCUACGUUCGCUAACGGCUGCUUUUUCACCUCUUUGGAAGACUUUUCUAGUCUGCUUUUUGACAAGCUUUAUCGCUUUGCCAAGGGCGGAGCCGCACGCUAGCUGCUGGUUAGCUAGCGCGGGCCAAGCCGCUACAGCUAAAACCAAGGCCGGCUGUUGUUUUUGGCGGUUACCGUUUUUCGAUCAACGAAAUGCGCGGGCUGCAUUUCAGAGACGCCUUGGAUGCUAACCUAGCAUGUUAGCGUCACAACACAGUGGAUAAGCUUGAGCAUCUUGAUGCCAAUUGUGGUGGUCGUGUUUUCCGCCGGCUCGUUGAGUUGUUGGGAAAACAUCAUUGAUGUCAAUAAAGUUUUAUUUAUGCAUCUUGAUGUGGAGUUACCAUGUUGCCAUUGACCUUAUUUAUGACCUCAAAUGGGAGAUUUUGCGUUCACGUUCGAAUUCCUGUGAAGUUUGUCAUGUUUUUGUGUUUUCUCUUCAUUAUCCUCACUAACGCAUAAAUGAUUUUGUUGUCACCAAGAGAGUUAUUAAAGAAAAAAGAUGAAAUUACUUUUUAGUGGUGGUGUUAUUAAAUGGUAUAGUUUAGAACAGGUACAUAUAAUUAUACAGCCAGUCGUUUUUUUUUUUUUCGUUUUAUCUUCAUAUUUUACAGUUUUAACGGUGAUCAUAAAUAUUUUACUUGUUUA